GGAACACAGUCAAGUGAACGCCGCGUUUGUAUAAAUACGAGCAAUGUCGCGAGCGCAGCGCUUUACACCGAAUCCCUUUUACAAGAACAAUUGCGACAUGUUGCAGGCAGUGCUGUACGCGUGUGUACUCCAGGCGGUCGCGGCCAUAAUAGUCACCGACCCACCCCCCACGAGUACUGAAUACAACUAUUGGUACGAUAUCAUCGACCCCUCAACCGGCGACGCGAAGAGCCAGCGUGAGUUCAGACAAGGCGAUAUCGUCAAAGGCUCCUACUCCGUCGUAGACCCAGAUGGAACUAAACGGACUGUUGAAUACACUGCUGAUGCCAAACACGGCUUCAAAGCCGUCGUUCGCAACGAACCAGUAAUGCACAACACAAUAAAUAAGCGCCACUAUGUUGCCCACUAUCCAAGUUUUGUGCAAAGCCAUGUGAUCCCCGUACCAAACUUCUAUCCAUAUCCCUUCCCGUACUCAAGGCGAUUGGAAGUACCGAUAUUUUCGAAGAGUAAAUUCGUUGAGAGAGAACAGACGAAUUAUUUUACACCUGGAAAUGUGACUUCGACCAAACUUACUUUUAAUAAAGGAGAGUUUUUCAUACCGAAUUAUAUGAAAUAAUAAAUCAUUUAAUAUACUUGCAUUUGUAUUUGUAUACGCCUCAAAGAGGCUGUGAAUUAUUGUAUUCUAUUUGUGAUACUAGAUAAUUGUAAUUUAGCUGAGAGAUAAAUUAUAAUAAUGUAAAUUAUAAUAAGGUGUGUGUGUUGUGUGUUGUUUUGAAUUGUCCGGAUAAAUAUAAUGAGUCAACCUUU
This is a messenger RNA of Bicyclus anynana (squinting bush brown), 807 nucleotides long. It is a transcript of the gene CPR72, whose product is annotated as larval cuticle protein A2B-like. The record is from RefSeq and is a predicted model, not a curated record. Gene Ontology annotation, cellular component: extracellular matrix. Lineage: Eukaryota; Metazoa; Arthropoda; Insecta; Lepidoptera; Nymphalidae. The transcript is spliced from 2 exons. The coding region runs from base 44 to 616 and encodes 190 amino acids.